Cuscuta epithymum is the source of this 2376-nucleotide messenger RNA. The record is from the annotation of a GenBank genome assembly. Lineage: Eukaryota; Viridiplantae; Streptophyta; Magnoliopsida; Solanales; Convolvulaceae.
AAUGUUUGACAAAGUGGACCUAAUUAUUCACCAUGGCGGCAACUUCGUUAGUUUGCCUGAAACUAUGUACGUAGGGGGAGAAGUGGACUGUAUCCCAAUUGAUCCGGACCUGAUUUGUUAUCCUCAUUUAAUGAAAGCCUUACAGUCUGGGAACUAUGGUAAUAUUAAAGGACUGUUUUAUAAAAAACCUAGUGAUGCUAUGGAUGACCUGCUUCCCUUGUUCAAUGAUGCAUCCACACUUCAGCUGAUACAUAUGGCUAGUACUUGUGGGCAGUGUGAGAUAUAUGUAGAGCAUGGUUUGGAUGAGUGUGAACUCAUUCUGCCUUUACCUGGACCAAAUAAUGAAGGGCUUAUUGAAGAAGUUGAAGUACAACAAGCAGGUUUGACACCAGAAGAAGAAUUACAGACCAAUGUUGAACAAACUGAGGUACAAAUGCAUACUGAUAAGGCUUAUGAACUGCAUCCUGAGGCUGAAGAUUGCACAUCAGAGGAAGAAAGGCAGGCCACUAUGGAAGAAAUAUAUGAAGAUGGGUUGUCAUCUGAGGAAGAUAUAGAAGUGGAGGAGAGGCACAAUGAUGUGCAAGCUGGGUCACACUCAAGGGAUAAGGGCAUUGACGGAGAUGAACCAGAAGAAGAUGAACCAGAAAUUGAAGAGGCUGAAGCAGACAAUGAAGAAAAUGAACCACAAAUUGAAGAAAAUAAUCCAGAUUUGGAAGAGCUUAGAGGUGGAAAAGAUAAUGAUGACACUGAUGAGGAUGCAGACAGUGUCGAAUAUGAUUCUUCUAACCCAAGAAGCUACACAUCUGACCAAGAAAUAGAUGAUAAUCAGCCUAAACCUGCACACAAGGGGCUUGUUUCCUAUAAUCCUGAGUCAGAACCUCCCCUCAUUGCGGUGGAAAUGCUUUUUGAAGAUGCAAGGCAAUUCAAGAACGCUAUGGUCAGGUAUGCUGUCUUUGAGAAAAGAGAUAUCCGCUUUGUGAAAAACACACAAACAAGAGUUAGGAUAAAAUGUGUUCCUCCAUGCCCUUAUAAUAUUACUGCUAGUUGGGAACCUAGGCUGAAGUGCUUCUAAGUUAAGGUUCUUGAAGGUGAACAUUUAUGCAAUUUGAGGUUCAAGCUAAAGAUAGUUAGUGAGAAAUGGAUUGCAGAGUCAUAUGAAGAGAAGGUAAUUGAAAAUCCAAGCAUGGGUGGAGUAGAGUUGAAGGCACUGAUUAAGAGUGACUUGAAAAUAAAUGUAUCUGCUAGUAUGGCCACAAGGGCUUUGAGGUCUAUACACAAGAAAACACAAACAGAUUUUAAAGAUCAGUUCAAGAAAGUAAGGAAUUAUGCAGAGGAAUGUUUGAGGUCCAUUCCAGAUUCAACUGUGGUGAUUCACACAACCAGAGUUGUCCCAGAAGCUCCAUCUGUUUUCCAACGCAUUUACAUGUGUCUUGGCCCAGUCAAACGAGGUUUUCUACAAGGUUGUAGGAAGGUAAUAGGGUUGGAUGGUUGCUUUUUGAAAGGACAACUCAAGGGUGAGAUAUUAACUGCAGUUGGGAGGGAUGCGAACAAUCAGAUGUUCCCCAUAGCUUGGGCUGUUGUUGAGAUUGAGAACAACUCCUCAUGGACAUGGUUCUUAGACCUAUUGAAGAAUGACUUGCAGAUUACUAGGCCAGACUUAUGGACUCUCAUUAGUGAUCAACAAAAGGGUCUAUGUAAUGUCAUUGCUAAUAUCUUCCCUGAGGCUGAGCAUAGGAACUGUGCUAGGCACAUACAUGCGAAUUGGAGUAAAUCACAUAGGGGGAUGGUGUUCCGGAGAUUGUUUUGGAAGUGUGCUAAGUCCACUGUGAGGCUCAGCUGGUUUGAAUGAUGAAUCUAGAGUUGUUGACAAUGGAAGAGGUGGAAAGGGAAGAGGGGGGAGGGGUAAAGGAAGAGGGGGAGGACAGAGGGAAAGAACACAUAGAGGUUUUGGGGUAUACUUUGAUGCAAGCACGGGUGAAACCUUGGUGGAUCCUGGACAACCAAGUGAAAGAAUUGUUGGUCGAUGUCCAUGAAGUGGUAGAGAAGAGCUGAGAUGUUGAAGUUUUUGUGUGGAUGCGUGUGAAGAUGAUAAGGCUGGUGUAUUUUGGCUUGAAGGCUCUCAUGAUUGAUGGAUAGAUGUAGCCCAUGUGCUGUUGUCCUUUUUUCUGCCCUUUAAAGAGGGUUGUUGUGGCUUUUAAAUGUGCCUUUUUUGCUUUUUUGUUGUAUUUCGGAUGUAAGGCAGAAUCAAACUUUGGGGGGCCAUUUACAGUUGGCUUUAUUUCCUUCCAUGAUGUAAUGUAUUUGGAUGCUUUAUUGGGCUUUAUAUGACUCAUAUUAAAAGUGCUGUGCUGUAUUGUUAUUUGUGUUGUAGACAGC